AGUGAACGUAAGGGGAGGGUGCGCGACGCUUGCUGACAACUGCACGCAAAGAGCUGCUGCGCAGAAAGAGGGGGGCAGAAGCCGAAUGGUGGUGCUGAAGAUGGCGGAUGGCGACAGUGGGAGUGAGCGCGGUGGAAGUAGCGGAGGAGGAGGCUUCCAGCACUUUCAGAGAGACCAGGAGACCCAGGAGCUGGCGAGCAAGCGCCUUGACAUUCAAAACAAGCGUUUCUACUUGGAUGUCAAGCAGAACAGUAAAGGCAGGUUCAUUAAAAUCGCCGAGGUAGGGGCCGGGGGCUCCAAAAGUCGCUUGACCCUCUCGCUGUCAGUUGCGGCGGAGUUCCGUGACUACCUCGGGGAUUUCAUCGAGCACUACGCCCAGCUGGGGCCUAGCACGCCGGAGCAAAUAGCCCAUGCCACCGCGGGUGAAGACGGUGGGCCGAGGCGAGCUCUAAAGAGCGAAUUUCUUGUUCGGGAAAACCGCAAGUACUACCUCGACUUGAAGGAGAACCAGCGGGGUAGGUUCCUGCGCAUCCGGCAAACCGUAAACCGCGGACCUGGCUUUGGAGUCGGGGGGCCCGUGGGUGGCAUGCUUGCCGGCCAGACCAUUGCCCUUCCGGCGCAAGGGCUAAUAGAGUUCAGAGACGCCCUUGCUAAGCUCAUAGAUGAUUAUGGGGGAGAUGACGGGGAGCUGACGGGGGGCACGGUCCCGGGGGGCUACAGCGAGCUUCCCGAGGGCACCUCCAUCAUGGUGGACUCCAAGCGCUUCUUUUUCGACGUCGGAUCCAACAAAUACGGAGUGUUCCUGCGGGUGAGCGAGGUGAAGCCCAGCUACAGGAACUCUAUCACCAUUCCGUUCAAAGCCUGGAGCAAGUUCGGAGGAGCCUUCUGCAGGUAUGCCGAGGAGAUGAAGGAGAUCCAGGAGCGGCAGAGGGACAAGAUGUACGAGAGGAGAGAAGAGUCCGAGGGGGACGACGUGGAUGACGACUGAGAACGCGAAUUACAGCAGCUGUUAGUCCAGCUACUCCACAGAUGUGCAACAUAGGGGUAUUUUUCAUAAAAGAAGAAAAAAAGCAGAAACGACAGAUAAAAGUGCAUGACAAAUCGUGCUGUAAUAGCCUACUAAAGUAUUGUGGCGUAAAAAAGUACAUGUUCAGGGACUUAUUGGUGUAUUAUCUCAAAAGUUUGUAGGUUUAAGGGUUGGAGUGGUUGUGUGAUUCUCUGAAAGUGGAAAAUAUGUGUAAAUGAGAUAUCUCAUUGGUUUAAAAAAAAGAGUGAGUUAUGCUUUGAUGUUUAACGAAAAAGAGGAAAGACAUGCUACUAAAACCAGCAGAUUGGUUUUUAUAACUAGAACUGAAACCAAUGAUUACUAUCCAGUUUGGAACCUAGUGUAUAUUUAAAGAGUGAGGACCUGCUUAAGAGGAUUUCCUUGCUUGAGUUUAGGAGAAGGCGAGCAUCCAUCCUGUUCUGGUCCAGGUCUCUCCUCUGUGGGCAGUUUGUGGGAGUCUCGUAAGUCAGUUUGAAGAACUGGAGAGGAAUUUAUAGAGAGCUGCUGCCAGUGAUCUAUUUCAGCAAAUGGAGAGCUGUCAAACAAGCAUGCAUCUGUAGGCUGUCAAUCGAAAGAUUACCCAAAAUGUUAGGGGGAAGCUGCCGAGAGGGUUAUGUGCAAGCCCGAACAACAACGGCCUCAUGGAAUGAAUUAAAGCUUUGACUCCAGCAGUCAGUUACAGUGCAGGUCAGCUGGGUUUUAUGUUAUACAUACAAUUUUUAGCAAAGCUAAAUUUAUGGUGUCUUCAGUAGGAUGAGCACCAGAGCAUCCCUGGCGCUGCGUUAAACAUGCGGGAAGCGGGCCUCAGAGUGGACAACACACAGGGACUUAUCCAGUGGUCAUUAGCUCCUACACAACAAGGGUCCAAAUGUCUAGCGCUUGGCAGGCGAGCGCUGCUUCAGAUACAGCGAGGAGUUUUCCCAUCAGGCUUUCUGUGGUGGUCCGGGGCUGGAAAGAUGAGGUCUGGUACAGCUUAGGCCUGUAUCUGACAUCUUCAGACAUGUCAAAGACCCUGGACAGAUGUGCAUUGAUGGAUGUUUUCCUUUUUUAUUCUUUUUUUUCCAAAAGAAGUAUAUUGAAAUAAAAUUCAGCUUACAUGACAUAUAUUAUAAAGCAAACCAGCAAAAUAUAUUUUCAAAUACUUAUAAAGAAAAUGUAUUAUCUAAAGGAGUUUCAUGACUAAAAAUAAAAAUAAAUUUUCAUAGAACAAAGAUGUGAUUUAAAGUUCCAGAUUUUUGUUUCAUUUUGUUCUUCCCAGAGUGAAAUUAUAAGAUUUCCUUGAUUAAAACAAGUUUAAAUUUA
Molecule: messenger RNA, 2347 nt
Organism: Girardinichthys multiradiatus
Lineage: Eukaryota; Metazoa; Chordata; Actinopteri; Cyprinodontiformes; Goodeidae
Gene: purbb
Product: purine-rich element binding protein Bb
Exons: 1
Coding region: 86-988 (300 amino acids)
Biological process (GO): regulation of transcription by RNA polymerase II
Cellular component (GO): nucleus
Molecular function (GO): purine-rich negative regulatory element binding; RNA polymerase II transcription regulatory region sequence-specific DNA binding; DNA-binding transcription factor activity, RNA polymerase II-specific
Source: RefSeq, a predicted model, not a curated record